This is a messenger RNA of Nymphalis io (European peacock), 845 nucleotides long. It is a transcript of the gene Pfdn5, whose product is annotated as prefoldin subunit 5. Bases 126 to 611 code for a protein of 161 amino acids. The transcript has 3 exons. Gene Ontology annotation, cellular component: prefoldin complex; cytoplasm. Gene Ontology annotation, biological process: regulation of DNA-templated transcription; protein folding. The record is from RefSeq and is a predicted model, not a curated record. Lineage: Eukaryota; Metazoa; Arthropoda; Insecta; Lepidoptera; Nymphalidae.
UGUUACUCUAUGUCAUUUGUCGAUCUUGUUUAGGUUAUAAAGUAACUAUGAGUAAUUGUAGAUUUUGAUUUAAAAUAAACUUAUUCAAAUUAUUAUUAUCUAGCGAACAAAACUCUCUUUCCAAAAUGUCUACAAUUUCAUCGGCCCCAGCUCCUGGGAUGCAUCAAAUUGAUCUAUCGAAACUAAAUCUUCACCAGUUGGCCAAAUUGAAACAGCAAUUAGAUCAAGAACUUAAUGUGUUUCAAGAUUCGUUACAAACUCUUAAAAUGGCACAAGGAAAAUUUGUAGAAUCCGGUGAGAGCGUUGAAAAAAUCAAGCCGGAAUCGAAAGGAAAGACCGUCCUGGUACCUCUAACAGGUUCGAUGUACGUCCCUGGUACUAUAGCUGACACUGACAACGUUAUAAUAGACAUUGGAACUGGAUACUAUGCACAAAAAGAUAUAGAAGGUGCUAAGGAUUACUUUAAACGAAAAGUAGAUUUUGUCACUGAACAAAUGGAAAAAAUUCAAGUAUUGGGUAUAGAAAAGUCAAAAGUACGAGAAGCAAUUUGCAUGAUGAUGGAGAUGAAAGUUCAAGCACAAGCGCAGGCUCAGAAGGCCUCUACAUCAUAACAUUAGCUAUCUAUAUUAUCUGCUUCACCUCAUAAUCCUUAGUUAAUCUUAACGCAAGCAAGUGCAGUACUUGGCCAUUACUCAUUAUUAUAAUUUAACCUUUUAAAUUGAGGCUUAUAACAAGCUUAUCAGCAAUAUUUGGAGCACCUGGCAAAAGGAAAACCUAAAGUAUAUGUUACAGUUUUUUAAAAUUAUCCUGUAUUACUUUAAAUGAUUAAACUAUUUAAUUACUGA